GAUAAUGUGGACCCCAGUAUGGUUGGUGGAAACGCAAGGAAGAAGGAGGAAGAGGUAGGUUUGGAUACGAUGGGCAGCCAACAGGAUGGCGAAAAGGAUAGGGGCGACGAAGUGAGAAGCUUGGACGACCUGCAGGAGCUGGCAGGCUCCACCGGCCGCUGGAACCUCACCGUCAUUGUCCUUGCCUGCUUCUGUACGUUUACGACGCUAUUGAAUGGGCUCGCUUACCAGUUCUUGGGUGCCACCCCCAACUACUGGUGCCACAUGGUGCCUUUGGUGGAGGCCAACUGGACAGAUGAAGAGAUCAUUAACUUUGCCAUCCCCUCCAG
Molecule: messenger RNA, 329 nt
Organism: Homarus americanus (American lobster)
Lineage: Eukaryota; Metazoa; Arthropoda; Malacostraca; Decapoda; Nephropidae
Product: steroid transmembrane transporter SLC22A24-like
Biological process (GO): transmembrane transport
Cellular component (GO): membrane
Molecular function (GO): transmembrane transporter activity
Source: RefSeq, a predicted model, not a curated record